AACCGUCCCACCACCGGACUGCACGCCAGCGCACUGUCGACCAGCUGAUAAUUGCUCGCGUUAAUUACGGAAAUGCCACAGCACAACCACUCCAGCUCUUACGACUUCGUCGAUGACGACGACGACCUCCUAAAGAAGAAGAGGAAGCCGCCGUACAAACCUCCCCUCUUCCUUCCCACUAGCUCUACCGGCCCCUCACGUCGCAUCGUUGCCCUCGUCCUCAUCAUCGCCGCCGCCUGCGUUGUAAUCGGUGUUUCCGGGAUCGCAUUCGCGGCCGCUGCACUCCGUCGGCCUCCGCGGAUCGUCACUGUAUUCCGAUGUGGCCGUGCCGAGGACACCCUCCGUACUUUCAGAUCCAAGUCCCUCGCCGCCGCCGGCCGGGAGGAGGAGGUCGUGGCGCAGAGGCCGAAGGUGCUCGCAGUGGUCGGCGUCUAUACUGGGUUUUGGGCGGCAGAUCGUCGAGCUGCGCUACGUGCUACCUGGUUCCCCUCUGAUUCCGAUGCCUUGAGGCGCUUGGAUCAUGAUACUGGAUUGGCUCUUAGAUUUGUGAUUGGGUCGACAAAGGAUUCGAAGAAUAUGACAACUCUGCGAAAGGAAAUAGACAUGCACCAUGACUUCCUUCUUAUAGAUGCUGAUGAAGAUAACUUGAAUUUGUCCCAUAAGACGUUAGAAUUUUUCAAAGCAGCUUUCAACCUUUUUGAUGCAGAGUUUUAUGUGAAAGUUGAUGAUGAUAUAUAUUUGCGGCCAGACCGACUUGCUACACUUCUUGCCAAGGAUCGAGCACAUCGUCUUAGUUAUAUUGGUUGCAUGAAAAAAGGCCCUGUAGUCACAGACCCAGAUAUGAAAUGGUAUGAAAGUUCAGGCAAGUUGAUUGGCGACGAAUACUUUCUCCAUGCUCAUGGCCCAAUAUAUGCUCUCUCUGCUGAUUCUGUAGCUUUUUUGGUAAAUGCCAGGAAUGAUAGUUUGAGGUUUUUCGAUAAUGAGGACGUCACUAUUGGUUCAUGGAUGCUUGCCAUGAAUGUCGAUCAUGAAGAUAAUAAAGCUCUGUGUGAGCCCAUAUGCAGUCCCACAUCUAUUGCUGUCUGGAGCAACCCAAGAUGCUUAGAUCCCUGCAACCUUCAGGACAAAUUGAUGGAGCUUCACAAUAUCAGCAGUUGCUCAAACAGCUCUACAUUGCCUCCAGAAGGCGGCGACGAUGAUGAGCGCUAGUGCGUUGGUUCAAGCAAUUUUUCUGACUAUACUCGUGAUCGCCAUGUGUUACAUUAUUGACAACACAAACAUUGCAUCGACCUUUUCGGUUACUUCAAUACCUGAUGUAAUUAGCUGCUGCCACAGUGUCCAUACCACGGAGUACAUGUAAAAUUUGUCGUACAUUUUUAUAAUGUAUUUGUUUUGGGUAUUUCGAAAAAAGAGGUGAGUAUGCUAA
Messenger RNA from Zingiber officinale, 1426 nucleotides. Its product is annotated as probable beta-1,3-galactosyltransferase 12. Gene Ontology annotation, cellular component: Golgi membrane. Gene Ontology annotation, molecular function: hexosyltransferase activity. Lineage: Eukaryota; Viridiplantae; Streptophyta; Magnoliopsida; Zingiberales; Zingiberaceae. The transcript has 7 exons. The record is from RefSeq and is a predicted model, not a curated record. Bases 73 to 1209 code for a protein of 378 amino acids.